Penaeus vannamei (Pacific white shrimp) is the source of this 677-nucleotide messenger RNA. The record is from RefSeq and is a predicted model, not a curated record. Lineage: Eukaryota; Metazoa; Arthropoda; Malacostraca; Decapoda; Penaeidae.
AUGGCAACUGAGGACUCACAUUAUAUAAAGUCCGGCCCACCCUCUGCAGCGUCCAAUCUUGACUCGUGGUUCAGGGAAGAAAGUCACUAUAGCCUUUUCAGGAUUUUAGUGACGGUCAAAAUGCUUGCGACGCAUGUGAUCUUGAUCCUCCUGACGGGGACGUUGGCACUUGCCGCCGUGGCAGACUCCCUGGUGCUGUGCCCGCAGUUUCCCUCCUGCUGCUACCCUCGAGACCACUGCCACGCACUCUGUCCCUCCUGCAGGGAAGCGAGGUUCUUCCGGAACGGCGUUCGCCUAUUUCCUAAGAACCCCAGAGGCUGCUCCAUCGGCGGAAAUGUCAUCAAUCCUGAUCCUUUUGCUUUUCCCAAUUCUCCGAUAUUUCCUAGUCCCCCAAUAUGUAUAUGAAAUUUUGUUAAUGAAUUCUCUCUGUCUAGUCAAUAUCUCUCUUUCUUAAGGAUUUAUGAAUGUGCAUUUUGUGCAGAAUACUUACCUUCGUCUUUUGGUUAAUUGAGACUGAUAGGGAAAAGAGGCACACACAGAUAUUCACUUGUUGACUUUAAAGAGAGCCUCUCGGGGAUUGCUUUGAAGAUAUCAAGUUUUAUCGGAUUUUUUCUAGCAAGAUAACAAAUGUACUCACGUUGAAAGCAGAAUAUUUGAUAAUAAACUGUUCUUUUUAC